This is a messenger RNA of Rhizophagus irregularis DAOM 181602=DAOM 197198, 324 nucleotides long. RefSeq lists its product as uncharacterized. NCBI's taxonomy places the organism in Eukaryota, Fungi, Glomeromycota, Glomeromycetes, Glomerales, Glomeraceae. The record is from RefSeq and is a predicted model, not a curated record.
AUGACUAUCAAAGAAAUUACUUGUUCAUGUCUUAAUUUAAAAUAUCUCGAUCUGAAAGGAUGUGAAAAUAUUAGCAAAGAAGCCAUAGAUCGGCUCGUUUCACUUAAUCCAAAUACCCAUGUCGAGAAUUUCGUGAGUACUAUAACAACUCCUGAUCUGAUUGGAGCACUUAGUGAUUUACUUAGUCGAUAUUCCAAUACAUCUAUAGCUAUAAAUAGUCAAUUUCUGACUCAAUCCACCUUAAUAUCGAGAGCUGUUGAUAGAAUACUAGCCGAUCAAGCAGAAUGCUGGUACUCUACUGAUCUAACUAAUCCGGAGCUGUGA